This is a messenger RNA of Hypoxylon trugodes, 2015 nucleotides long. RefSeq names its product Di-copper centre-containing protein. Gene Ontology annotation, molecular function: oxidoreductase activity. Bases 1 to 1896 code for a protein of 631 amino acids. The record is from RefSeq and is a predicted model, not a curated record. Lineage: Eukaryota; Fungi; Ascomycota; Sordariomycetes; Xylariales; Hypoxylaceae. The transcript is spliced from 4 exons.
AUGUCACUCAUUUAUAAAAUCUGCUUCAUCGCCAGCUUUCUGUUACCACUAGCCAUCGCCGACCUUGUCCACCCAGGGCAAUAUGACUACGGUUUUCAUGCAGACCACCGCCUUCGAAAGAGAGACCCAUUUCAGUCUCAUAUUAUUACAGGCCCUCCCCGCGUCGAUGGUAAAAUACCACAAAGACCAGAUAUUCGAGACUUGCAAAAAGACGAGGACAAGUGGAACCUAUAUCUCCUCGCUCUUAAUUAUAUGCAGUUUACCGAUCAAGAUUUACCAUUCUCGUGGUACCAGAUCACAGGGAUUCAUGGCGCCCCCGCGUUGACUUGGGGAGAUGUUGAACCAACUCCUGGCAACGAACACUACGGAUAUUGCACACAUGUGUCUAUUAUCUUCCCUCCUUGGCAUCGCCCCUACCUUGUUCUGUACGAGCAAGUCUUGUAUAACAUUAUCCAGUUCAUCGCUUCACUAUAUCCACCUGACCUCCAAGACCGCUUCCAAAAAGCCGCGGCAGAUUUUCGAAUUCCUUAUUGGGACUGGGCUGCUACACCUCCCGAUGGAACUAGUGUCCUUCCUCUAAGCGUCGGUGGUGCAUCCAGCGUUAAUGUAUCUGGACCGUAUGGUGUCCAGAGUAUAUCCAAUCCGCUGUUCAGUUACGUAUUUAAGCCAUUUAACGGGUCGAUUUUCCCCGAUUUCCCAUAUAACACAUGGACCGAAACGAAAAGAGCACCGCGUCCGGUGAAUAGUGCCAAUGCGACCUCGAAUAAUUCAUUCGUGGCUCAUGCGCUAGAUACUCACCUGCCAAGUUUCCAGCAACGAGUAUACAACCUACUUACCAAUUAUCCGAAUUAUACGACUUUUAGCAACGAAGCUUGGAUCCCCAACGAUAACAACGGUACUUGGGAUUCGAUCGAGUCCAUCCACGACUCAAUUCAUAUAGUUGGAGGAGGUGUCUAUGGACAUCUUGCUAUCAUUGCCUAUUCCGGAUUCGAUCCGCUCUUCUGGUUGCACCACGCCAACGUCGACAGGAUCUUUGCAAUGUGGCAGGUUCUUUAUAAUGAUUCAUACGUCAUUCCUCAAUCAGCUGUUUAUUCUUCCCAUACUACUUCUCCUGGAGAAGUGGAAGAUUCUCAGACGCCCCUCACGCCAUUCUUCUCCAACGAAACACACUUUUGGACGGCAGACGGAGUACGAGACCUGGAGGUUUUUAAUUAUACAUACGCCGAGGUAGCUAACAAAAACCGUACUGAAGUUAUCGCCUCGAUUAAUCGUCUAUAUGGGAAAUCUAGCCCAGCUUCUAUGCUUAUGGAGCUUAGUAAAAGCCAGCAACACAGCAACAAGCACGAAAAGCAUCUAGGUCAUCGAGGGUUUCAUAGGACAAACGGAUUAUCAUCGAAUAGUCACGCGCCAACCCGUCUUUCAAGCGCGAUUUUUAUCGGCGAUAAGUAUCGUGAAUGGAUCGCAAACAUACGAGUCAACAAGCAUGCGAUGGGCGGUUCAUUCUCAAUUCAUCUCUUCUUAGGCGACGUCCCAUCUGACUCAUCAUCAUGGCCAGUAGCGUCUAGUUUAGUCGGUAGCCUUGGAGUCUUCGCUCAUAAGGGUUUGCACGGUCGAAUGUCUGAUCGCAGGAUUUCUGGGACGAUCCCGAUAACCUCAGCCCUGGUAGGUAUGGUGGCAUCUGGAACCGUACCAAGUUUACACGCAGAUGAUAUCGAGCCAUUCCUGAAAUCCAACCUCGAACUCCGAGUGUCUCUUGCUGAUGGUACGGUGGUCGAUGCUCACGAAGUAGACGGACUUGGUAUAACGAUCGUCAGCUCACUGGUCAGGGCUCCGGUGUCAGAAGCUAUGCUUUCAGAAUGGGGUGAAAUCGAGAGUCAUUUUGAUCUAUUUGCAUAGGCAGGUCGAGUAAACAUGUCCAAUUCCGAAGGCUUUAGUAUGUGCUUGGGAUUCCUAUGGCAGAAGGAUUGGCUAUCUUGUAUGAGAUUGAUUUCCUAUAGCACACUUGUGGCCAGACC